GUUGGGAUUUUCCCCACCUGCAAGCUUACGUAUGCGCAUGCGCCUAUAAUUUCCUUCCCUCUUGUCUAAAUGUCUAAUAUCACUUCUCUUACUUGCAACGUGUCAGAUAUACUAUGUGUUCAUUCUUAAGGCUUUAUUUAUUUAUUUCUCUCGGUCUAUUAUGAAGUUUAAUACUGACUAUUCAUCUGCUAACUCUUCUUUUGCUUCACCACACUUCAUUUGCAACAGUCCUGCACACUUCUCAGUAGUUUCGGAAACUAUAUCUGCUCGAAAUGUCAGAAAUCCUGUCACCCCACGACAUACGAACCUACAUCGUUUUAUUAACUUUAAUCUUUUUUUUAAUGAACAUGUUUGGCUGUUUAACUUGAUAGGAUGAUUGCACAAGCUGCUCAUUGCUAUAAGUUUUUCAUUGAUCAAACACUAAAGAGACCUCUGUAUUUAAGUCAUUAUCAAAGAACUCUCCUACUCCAAUUUUGCCGUUUUAAGCAUCUCCAACUUUCCAGUCCAAUUUUACCAACAUUUUUUCAAGCAAAGAACUAUUUGGAAAGAGUUGCUCUUGUUGACCAGAAUGGGCACUUCCGAUACAGAGACCUACUCCAUUACAGUGCAAUUUUAUCGAAAAAAAUUAAAAAUACAAUUGGCUGCACUUCAAAUUCCUGUGAAGGUUUACGGAUAGCAUUUCUUUGUGAAAAUGAUUUGUCAUAUGUCGUAACAAAAUGGGCAACUUGGAUGAUUGGAGCAGCUGCUGUUCCGCUUUGUAAAACACAUCCUGUUAAAGAAAUUUGUUAUUUCAUAGACAAUUCCAAAUCCUCAAUUGUUGUUAUUAGUGAAGAAUUCAAAAGUCUAACUGAGGAAAUAGAACAAAAUACAGGAGUUCAAACAUUGCUUUUAAGCAAAGAUGACUAUCUUCAUGAGUAUGAUCCAUGUCAAAAUUAUUGGUUGACUGAAUGUAAAGAGUUGGACAGAAAAUUUGAAGAAAUGCUUAAAAUAAACCAGUUCAAAAACCAGCCAGCAUUAGUUAUUUAUACUAGUGGUACAACAGGGAAACCAAAGGGUGUGGUGCUAACUCAUGGCAACUUAACUGCUCAGAUAGAAGCUAUGAUAUACAGCUGGGGAUGGACAAGAAAUGAUGUUAUUUUACACACAUUACCACUACAUCAUGUUCAUGGUAUUGUUAAUGUACUUAUGACACCAUUCCAUUGUGGUGCUACCUGUGUGAUGCUUACGAAAUUUGACCCACAAACGGUGUGGUCUCGGCUGCUGAACCCUGUUGGAGCCAAUGAUGGUUUAAGAAUUAAUUUAUUCAUGGCUGUACCUACUGUUUAUGCCAAGCUGAUUGAAAACUAUGAAUCAAAUAUGCGAAAUAACCAGGAAGAUAUGUACAUGGGAAAAUUUGUCAAAAACACCUGUCAGAAUCGUAUCAGGCUCAUGGUCAGUGGCUCAGCAUCAUUACCACAGCCGAUCAUGGAGCGAUGGGAAGAAAUCACUGGACAUCGAUUGUUGGAACGAUAUGGCAUGAGUGAAAUUGGGAUGGCUCUGACCAAUCCACUUGAUGGGCCCAGAAUUCCAGGUUCUGUCGGUCACCCUAUGCCUUGGGUAGACGUUUGCAUUGCAAAACCAAAUGUUUAUGCAAAAUGGGGUUAUGAUGUAAUAGCUCAGGGAAAUUCUUCAAAAACUGUGGUUUCCCCAGGAAUGGAGUCUGAACAAGGGGAGUUAUAUGUACGAGGACCCAAUGUAUUUAGUGAAUAUUUCCAACGACCUGAUGCAGUAAAGAGAUCUUUUACAAAAGAUGGUUGGUUUAAAACAGGUGAUACAGCUAUUUAUGAAAAUGGUGUGUAUUCAAUAAUGGGACGUACUUCUGUGGAUAUUAUUAAGAGUGGAGGUUAUAAAAUAAGUGCUCUUUAUGUUGAGCGACACCUGUUAUCACAUCCACAAAUUACGGACUGUGCUGUGAUAGGACUUCCUGAUAUUACUUGGGGACAGCGUAUUGCUGCUGUCCUUGUUCUUAAAGAAGGUGCUGAUGAAAUGCCACUUGAGAGUUUACAGAGAUGGGCUGAAAAUCUUAUGCCUUACUAUCAAGUCCCUACAGUUGUGCGAUAUCUUAAGGCCAUGCCUCGAAAUGCCAUGGGUAAAGUCAACAAAAAGGACAUUUUUGCAACUGUUUUCCCAGAGUUCAACAGGUCUUCAAGGACAAUAAGAUAAAAUAUUUUUCCUCCUUUUCUAUAAAUGGAAAUUAUUAACAAAUGGUUUUUGAAAAGGAUGUGAAACAAAGAUAUAGGUUUGGAAUUAGUAAGUGAUUUUUAUGACUUAUUAUUGUAUUACAAAUGUAGAAACUGAUCACCAGCUGGUUUAUUUGAUGUGACAGUGUAGUUGGUGAUCACUGGUUGGUGUGAUUAGUAAUUUGCUUACUAUAAAAAAACAUUGUAAUAGUGAUAUUCCAAUCACAGAAAUAUGGGGUGUUACAUCAUUCAUCAUCAGUCUUCCAUGCUCUCUAGAGAAAGAUUUGAAUUUAUAAAUAGUGAAAUCUUGAAUGAAAUGAAGUAGAGAAAUUUAGACAAAUGAGGGCAACAACAGUGGUUAAUGUUUUUUAUUACUUAAUGAAGUAGAUUGUAGUAGGAUUGCCAGAACCACUAACUAUCUUAGAUGCUGUUAUUGCCUUAAGCUUCCCAUUACCUUAGUAAUUUCUGUUGGAAUACACAGCCUUUGCUUCAAUUAAUUUUCAAAAUAAUGAAGAAUUUAGUAAAAUAACUUUAUUAAGCUGGCAUUUGGAAUAGAUUUACAUGAAAUUUUUAUGGAAGGUUUUAAUUUAGAUUACUUUAAAAUAGGAAGUCGGUGGCAUAGAACCAAGAGCAGUCUCAGGUGGAUUGGUAUCAAGGGGACUAGAUAGAAAUAGAUACUAUUAAAACAAUAAAAGAAAUGGGGUAGGGGAGUUUAGAUAAUAUUUAAACUACCAAAUAUUGUAAUGUUUCACUACUAUGAUAAUUCAGACCUUCACUAAUGUGUCUACUAAAUAUCAUUGUCUCCAUUAUCACAAUCCUUAUGUCACAACUGUUGUAGUGACCUGGAUGGAAUGAAUGGCAUGGUAUCACUACUGUUGUAUGCAGUAAACACUGUAAGAUGCCAUUGGCAACCUUAAGGGGAUAGGUUUGGCAGAGAUUAAAAGAUUGGAAUUUAUAUCAAUGAAAAAAUGGAUGUGAUGGCUUAAAGAAUCUACCUGGUGGAGUUUAAAAUGCUAUCAAUUGUGAUGAUAUGAAUAUCCAUCUACGUGCUAGAGAAAGAUGUUUCUAUCUACAUCAGCUUCUAAUCUGUAGUAUCCUUAAAAUAAUCAUUUUAGUAUAUAUAUAAUAAAUGGUUUGAUGUCAUUAUAUUUGUUACUAUUAGAUGUUGCAAAUGGUGAUGAUUCACAUGUGUGAACAAUAGUUACCAGUGAAUAGUUAGACUACUUCUUUGUCAUUGCUUUUAUAGUGUGCCAAUUCAUUCUAUUGUCUAACUAGUAAACUGGUAUCGGAAACCACCCAUUAGAUUUUUAGUGUGUCAUGGGUGAGGGUGCACGACCUAGUGAUUAAAGUGUUGCACUCAUGAUGGCAAGAUUGUGGGUUUAAUUUCCGGACAAGGUGAUGUGUUGUGUUCUUGAGCAAAACACUUCAUUUUAUGUUGUUCUGCAAUCACUUCAACAUCUGAUUUAUAACACACUGUGCACUUGUACAGGUAAUGUUGAUCUGAAGGAAGGAGUGAGCUUAUGUGAAUGCAGACAUUUGAUGACUGUGACCAAAUCAUCUGUGCAGGUUGUUCAGCAAGAAAUUGCAGAACUGUUUUUCUUCAACCUGCGAUGCUCUCAUAUACAUAUACUGUGUCGUGGGUGUUAGUGAUCACUGAAACAUUGUGUUGUUUUUACUUUCCUCAUCCACCCCAAACUAAAAGGUAUUAAAUCAUCAUGCCCACUCUUAAUAUUUAGUUCAAUUCAGUCUGUAAAUACUGGAUGGUGUGAGUAGUAUGGUGUUAUAGUUGAAGUGGUGGUUUUCUGUUGUCAAAAUUGUUGGAAGUAACUAUUAAUACAUGUCCUUUGCCUUUAUUGUUAAAAGGUUAGCAUUAUCAUUUCAAUAGUCAAAUUUAGGUGUUUCUUUCUACACCAGUUUGACUGCAUCAACAUCCAUUAUGAUAAUUGCUGUGUGUAGGUACUUCAAUACUAUACACAAUGUCUAUAUUUACAUCAGGUACAGAUUGUCAAAAUUUCUACCACAGUACUGUACCUGUUAUUAAUAUCCAUAUAUAUUUACUGAGUAAUAUAUCUGCUACAAUAUUGUGUCCUAAUAUUAAUCUCAACUUUUAUGUUGUCUCUCCCAGUGCUGUAUCAAUUACAACAGGCAUUAUGUACAGGUGCCACUCAACCACUGUUAGUGUACCCACUGCAGUACUAUCUCCAUUAUUAACAGCCAUAUAUUCAGGUAUUUUAGCAUGUCUACACUAGCUACAUGUUUUACAGACAUGUCUAUUAUAAUACUCUGUUAUAACAAUUCUCUAUGAAGGUGUAUUAUGUCAGUCUUUGUCUUCACAUUUGCACCACAACUUACUGGUGUUAAGUUCCAGUUGAAUUUCAUGGCUUGUAUUUUUUUUUUACUUUUGCUACAAAGUAACCUUAUCAUUUAAUUGUAACAUUUAGAAGUGUUACAUCAUUAUACUCUGUCUUCAUGCCUACAGCAUUCAUUGUAAAAGUUUUACAUUAGCUCUAAUCUUCAUGAGAGUUUGGCUGAAGAUGAUAAAUUUAGUUCCUGUUUUGCUUGUGUUUCUUAGUUAAGUUUUGACAUAAGAACAAAAGUACUGAAGAAAAGUUUUUUUAGUCAACAUUAAUCAGUAAGUGGGCCAAAAACUGCUUGGGGUGUUAUAUUGAGCCCAAACUUUUGUCGACAGCAAUAUUUUUUCCAUAUUUCUCGCAAUAAUUCCUUAUUUUUAUUGUACACUUCUCCAUAAAAUUCUUUUUUCACUUUAAAGCUUUACAGUUUUGUGGGUUUUUAAAAAUAUUUUACAUACAUCUCAACUGGGUAUGCACUUUAAGUAUCAUGUCUUGGUAACCUCUGUGGCCAGGAUCUGCUUUUCUUGAAUAGUAGCAGCUUCAUUGGUGAACAAUUUAUAUGAUUCAACUUAAGUGUUACUAGGCUUCAGAUUUUUCCAAGUGACAUUCUUACUCUAAUAGGUGUAUUACAAGUGUCUCAAUUCAUGUAUUUGUUUGUGUGAGAGCUUUAUCAACUCAAACAACUCAGGUGUUUCUUGUCAUUCACUGGGAUGGGCAUUUCUGUAGUAUGCCAGUUCUUUGUACUUUUAUCACUAAUUUACUUCUUGUUGAGACAAUGUUUUCUAAUUCAUUCAUGAUUGUUAGUGAGCCUAGCAGUCACUUAGGCUUUGUCUAGAUACUGCUAUGGUCUAUAUGCUCCUAUUUAGCACCAUACCUAGUGUAUCUAUCAAGUUGUAACAAUAAUUGUUUUCUGUUUCUUCAAUGACAACUAAAACAAAAUAGUGGUUAAUGGAGGUGUGUUUAAUCAUAAACAUAGUUACUAUUGUUUUCAAUGACCUUCCCCAUCUGAUAUCAAGCUUUUUAAUGGUGUAUGUAUAAAAUCCUUUUGCUUUUGACCUAAAAUAAUAGGCUAACUCAUCAUUGACCUUGAUUUGAAGUUAGUUUAAGAUCAUCCAAAAGACUUAAACUUUUAAACAUGUGAUAAUUACAAAGGGUGAGGUCCAGGGAAUAUGGUGGAUGAAGUGGAUGAGUUCUUCCAGGAGAUUUUUGGUCUUUCAUGCAGUAUGGGGUCAUGCACUAUCAUGAUGAAGGACGGUCCCUUUCCUAUUUGCUAAAGACUAAUCUUUUUGUUCAAAGUUGUUUUUAAAUGCCUUGACUGUUGGCAUAAACUUCAGCUCUGAAUAUUUAUUGUUUAACAGCUUGUAAUAAAUGAUUCACUGCACAUCGACCAUACACUUAAAAAAAAAAAAAAACCUCCUUUUGAUGCAAGCCUGGUGAAA
Messenger RNA from Octopus sinensis (East Asian common octopus), 6009 nucleotides. Its product is annotated as malonate--CoA ligase ACSF3, mitochondrial. The record is from RefSeq and is a predicted model, not a curated record. Gene Ontology annotation, molecular function: medium-chain fatty acid-CoA ligase activity. The transcript has 8 exons. Gene Ontology annotation, biological process: fatty acid metabolic process. Lineage: Eukaryota; Metazoa; Mollusca; Cephalopoda; Octopoda; Octopodidae. Bases 373 to 2202 code for a protein of 609 amino acids.